AUGCCCCCUAAACCCCCCCGUCCCCGCUUGAUGCAUUUCCUCUGCAUCCCCCUCACAACCCCCUCCUCUUACCCCCAACUUCAACACUCCCUCCGCGUCUUCAAAAACGACGUCACCUCUCCCCCCACCUCCGAACACCCCAACCGUGUUCCCAUCCCCUCAGAUGCCAUCCGUCCCCUUUCCACCCUACAUCUCACCAUCGGGGUGAUGAGUCUCGAAACCACGGAGCGAAUUCAAGGCGCCAUAUCCAUUCUCCAAGGAAUAUUCUCUUCCCCCUCCCCUUCCCUAGUUCCCAAGAAAGAAAAGGAAAAAGACGGCACCGAAAAAAACCAACCAUACAAAAAAGACAAUGAAGAAAUCAAACUCCCCAAGAUAACACUCACCUCCCUCCACCCCAUGCACCAACCCUGGUCAACAUCCAUUCUCUACACCUCCCCCCGCGAUCCGCACUCGCAUCUCCAAACCUUCUGUCAAUCCCUCAAAGACGUCUUCACAAGCGCCGGGUUCAUGCUCCCCGAAGAAAAAGGACGAAGCUUAUUACUGCACGCUACGAUUGUCAAUACAAUCUACGUGCGCGGGGUACGUCAAGAUUCUAGCACCGGCACGAGAGGAACCGGGACCGGGAACGCACGUGGAGAUAGAGGAAGAGGGAGAAGAGGAAGUUCCGCGGGCCAUGGAAAGCACAAAGCAUGUUUGAUGUUUGAUGUACGGGAUAUCAUUUCUAAGUACGCCGAUUUCACGUGGAUGCGCGAUGUACGGGUUGAGAAAGUGGCGAUCUGUAGGAUGGGGGCGAAAAAGAAGGGGGAUGGGGAUGAGGAGUAUGAGGUGGAGGCUGAAAUCGAGGUACCUUGCAUUUGA
This is a messenger RNA of Botrytis porri, 858 nucleotides long. RefSeq lists its product as uncharacterized. Gene Ontology annotation, biological process: DNA alkylation repair; regulation of DNA-templated transcription. The transcript has a single exon. NCBI's taxonomy places the organism in Eukaryota, Fungi, Ascomycota, Leotiomycetes, Helotiales, Sclerotiniaceae. Bases 1 to 858 code for a protein of 285 amino acids. The record is from RefSeq and is a predicted model, not a curated record. Gene Ontology annotation, cellular component: nucleus.